Puccinia graminis f. sp. tritici CRL 75-36-700-3 is the source of this 1803-nucleotide messenger RNA. RefSeq lists its product as uncharacterized. The transcript has 3 exons. The record is from RefSeq and is a predicted model, not a curated record. Lineage: Eukaryota; Fungi; Basidiomycota; Pucciniomycetes; Pucciniales; Pucciniaceae. The coding region runs from base 1 to 1803 and encodes 600 amino acids.
AUGACCCCGGCAGACGACAGCUACGAGAUUGUGGAUCAAAAUGGGAGAAAAUACCGAUAUUUUCCUGCCGGUCCUAAUCGCUCCAUUGCCUACAUAACAACCAGCUCCUCCGUCCAUCAGAGCUACGGUCUAUCCGACAAUCAACAUGAGCAGGAUGCUCAACUCCGAGCCGCCCAUGAAUUUCGUAAUAUGUAUACUAACCCUAGCCAAUCGUUCUUAACAGCAAGCAGUCAAUUGCCAGAAGCCAAUCGUAAUUCUCAUCGGCCUGUUCGGUUGAACUAUCCUACGCAAGCUGCUCCAGUCGGACCAGUCACGCCUCGUAACAUCCAAACUUUUACUCCGCAAACCAGCUCCUCUACGCCAACCCCGAGAUCCAUCAGGCCAUACCAGGUGGUUGACCAUGGGGCGUCUCCCAUUCAGUCAAACAGAAACUCUACUCUGUUGGACUUAGAUGAAGAGAUCGAGCAACUCCACACCACCGGCAGUCAUCAUCACUUUCUUCAGGAUCAUUCCGACAACGAGUCGGAUUCAGAGGAAGCAUCUCAUCCAGUCGAUCCCGAGCGCUUAAUCAUGAUUGAGUAUCGGUUCCACAUGCCAGUUGUUGAGGAACAGUCAAGUUCUACGCGCAAGAGAAAGCCAGCUAGUGCUGCUGUCGAGGUACCGAAGACAAGGGUGUUUGACUCGAUCCCCGGCAAGAUAACCGUGGCCUGGGACUUUGAAAAUACUGAUCUCUCAUCAUUCAAGUCGGACGUCUUCAAGGCCUUAUCGGAAGACGAUAAAGAUGAUGAUGGGCUACCCGAAUUUGUCGAAGCUCACGAGGCGAUUGGAAAUAUCAACUGGUAUGGAAGUGUCCUUCACUGUCGCGAUUUUGCGGUCGGUGGGAACAAGCAGCUCGACAAGCCGGGUGUGUUUGCUGCAUGGCUGACAGCUUGCAAGAAAAGUAAACCAGGUCGCAAGCUCACCUGUCGAUUAGAGCAAACAGACCCCAAGGCAAUUGCCAAGCGAGCGGCAGCAUUGAAGGGGAUAUCCAAGCGCCACAAACCGUCUUCAGAAGGAUCGACUUUUCAACCAUCAUCCGCGGCUGCUGAUAGGGCUAAGAUCAACCAGUUCAUCGGUGAGAUCUUUGCGACCCAUACGCCUCGCCCUUCGUUGACCGGAAGCUCCGAUAAAUCGGUCUUCAUUAAUCCGGAGAAAACCCAAGAGUAUUUUGUCAUUACGAUGGCCAAAGCAGAAGCGUGGGGGAAAGCAAUGAAUUCCAGCCCGGAAACCGUUGAUCUGCGUACGCCUCCAAAGACCCCUCAAUUCGAAUACAUAACUGGCCUACUUGAGCCUGAGGGAGGACAUCCGGCCCGUGGUAACCAGCUCCCGCCCUUCACAUAUAACCCAUAUGGAAAUAUGUAUCACCCGAUGCACUAUCCCCCAGCUUAUGGCUAUCAUGGUCAUCCUCAUCCACCUCCCCAUCCCACAGGGGCUGCUCCUCAUCCCGCGGUCGCUCCUCAUGAUUCAGUCCACCAAGCGAACCCUCCGAGAUCUCAGCCAGAAUCAUCUCCAGCCCCAUCAGACUCGGAAGUAGACGACAACAUACGUGAAUUUUUGAAGUACGCUCGGGUCGAUCCUGAAAGCUCCGCCAUCCAAGACGGCUUGACCAAAUUGGGAAUUACCCACUGGAGCAUGUUCAGACAUGUCACAUCCAAGGAGCUCUUAGAGGCCGGUGUCCCAUUGGGGCCGGCACGAACCAUCGAGCAGGCCGCAAAGCGCUACUCAGAUCACUUGAAGAAGCGCAGUCGAGCCAAUGGGGCCUAG